This is a messenger RNA of Scutellospora calospora, 783 nucleotides long. The record is from the annotation of a GenBank genome assembly. Lineage: Eukaryota; Fungi; Glomeromycota; Glomeromycetes; Diversisporales; Gigasporaceae.
AUGUAUUUUAAAACACUUUUCUCUUUUGCUUUGGUUAUAUUUACUUUAAGCAAUAAUGCAAUUUCUAGUAAUCCUUAUGAUUUAGAAAACAAGACUUAUAAUACAGAUGUAGCUUAUUUUUACGAUCAUCCUGCCAACUUUUAUUCUUUUGAUGUGAUUCAUAACACCGGAAAGCCUCCCAAGAUCUUUGAUAGUAACCCUAUUUAUAUCUUUCUUAAAGACCUUAAAGAUGAUAUUUGUAAUGUUCUACAACCAAGCAUUAUUGACUUUAUUCCUGGUGACGAAGGGUACUCCGAUUUUAAACAAGUUGUUAUAGUUAUUGGUCGCAAGGAUAAUGACUCUCAUAUAACGUGCUAUGAAGAUCUGAAAAGGCUUGGCAGAAAAGUAAAACUUUACUUUACAGAUAUCUAUCUCAAUCUUCCUGUUGUUGGCUUUUCUUCCAAAUUGGAAUACCCUGAUGAUGGUCCAGCAAAGCUUGGUUAUUACAAUGGUGGUCCUGUUCGUUAUUUUGACUUUGGUAUAAAUCCAGCAGGCAAUGCUACUGCUGAUCUUUUUCAUGCGGUUUCUAAAAAUUACACCCGAUUAGCCAACUUGCCUAGUACAAUUCCUGGUUUAAAGGACUAUAGUGCCAUGUGGAUCGUCUUUAAUCUCACUGUCGUUAAGCCAUUAAAAGAAAUAACAUCUCUCGAUCAAUUAUCUGAUAUUACGCCAGUAUAUAUUAAUGCCAUAGUUAAUUGUCCAGUUUCUAUCACUAUUCUUGAGAAAAAGCUAAAUAGAUAUUAG